AUCCCCUCCCUCCCUCCAUUUCCAGAUCCCACCUCCCGACCUUCUUCUCCUCCCUCGGCGGCCACCGCCGUGCCGUACAGAAUUAUGGCAGCGCCGGCUGCCAUCUCCAUCUUCUCGUCCUCCAAUUCGUCUUCCGUGUCGCCUAGACCCCGCAAACGCCUCCUGGCGGAGCCCGUCUCGGGGCGCAGCCCCCGAACGCUGCAACCUCCGCCCCGGACCGUCGCCUCGUCACGCGCGCCCCUGGUCGUAUCCCACCCACCGCCCACGCCAGCGCCCGCGCCAGGGCACCCCAAGGUCGACCGUUCCGGGCGGUUCUGCAGCCCCCGCGCCGCGCGAGAGCUCGCGCUGAUGGUUGCCUACGCGGCGUGCCUGGAAGGUGCCGACGUGGUGCGGCUAUUCGACCGCAGGGUGGCCGCGAGAAGAGAGCCUGGCUAUGUUUUCAAUAAGGCGUCCUUGCAGAGUUACAAUUUUAUGAGCUUUUGUGGGGGACCACUGGAGGUUGCGACGGAGGAGGAAGCUGAGAAGCUUAUGAGUCAGAAUGAGAAGGAUUCAGCGAACGAAGCAGAAGUUCUUUCAGCUCCUCCAAGGCUGGUGUACAACAAUUUUGUGUUACGAUUGGCCCGUGAAAUGUUAGUGGCAGUUGCCAGUGGAUGGGAUCAGCAUGUUGAAAUCAUUAACAAAAUAAUUCCUCAGAGUUGGAAGGAUGAACCUGUUGCAAGGAUCCUUGAGCUCUGCAUUCUUCACAUUGCUAUGGCAGAGAUGACGUCGAAAGAAACACCUCACAAAGUUGCCAUCAAUGAGGCUGUAGAUCUGGCAAAACGGUUUUGUGACGGAGGUGCUCCUCGAGUAAUCAAUGGAUGCCUUCGAACAUAUGUAAAGGAUCACAUGGACAUUGGUACUGGCCAUCCAUCUGAAUCAAAAGAAUGAAGUUUCUGUAAAUAUGUAUUACAAAGGCAGAUGAAAUUGACCCUCGUUUGAGAAAAUAAAGGGAAGACAAACAGAAGCAUGAAGAAAACUUUGCUCUGUCUGGCCAAUUUCCAGUGGUUUUAAGAUUGAAUUGUGAACUUGAAAUGAGGCCAAGAAGCUUGGUUUGUGGAAAGCUAGAUAUAUCUCCAAUGUUUAACCGGUGCUUGUGCCAGAUGCACCAAGCUAUAUGCUGAUGAUGCACACUCGCCUGAAGCAACUGGAGGGUACUAUCUCUAACAGCCUUCGCUCUCUCUGUGGUUCAUUGGAUGAAUAAGUGUUGUAAACUUAGUGGAAAUGUAAGGCUGAAAGGCUAUGCUUUUAUCUCCUGAAUCUGCAAACCCUGCCGGUCCUGCUCAAUAGUUAGAAAGACAGGGAUUUAGAGAGGAUAUUUCAAAUAUAGUACAUUAGUCUACAGGUUGGAUAUGGCAGUAUAAUUCAAUUUGGGCGCGGUUACGUUUUCUCUUGGAAGUUUGUAUGAAACAUUUUGCAUUUGAAACAGGGACUGUGUGUAACUAGCAACGCAGCCAAUUGCUGUGUCAAUUUAGGGAACUUCACCUGCAGUUGUACUCUAGCUCUAAUUUUAAAGUUUACUAGUUGAGUGCC
Brachypodium distachyon (stiff brome) is the source of this 1569-nucleotide messenger RNA. RefSeq lists its product as uncharacterized. NCBI's taxonomy places the organism in Eukaryota, Viridiplantae, Streptophyta, Magnoliopsida, Poales, Poaceae. Gene Ontology annotation, biological process: DNA-templated transcription termination; regulation of DNA-templated transcription. The record is from RefSeq and is a predicted model, not a curated record. The transcript has 7 exons. Bases 85 to 927 code for a protein of 280 amino acids. Gene Ontology annotation, molecular function: RNA binding. Gene Ontology annotation, cellular component: chloroplast.